GCUAAGGGCGAACGUAUAUCGCGAUUGAAAACAAAGUGGGUAUUUAAAUGUUCGUUACGGCUGUCACUGUGGAUUCGUGACGUUGCUACUUAUGGACGAUGAACGUACAUUUAAUUAUUAAUCGCACCUAGUACGUCUUUUUAGUUUGGUAUCCCGACUGACGUCACGAAUUCGACCCGCCCCGAUUGUUAAGGAAUUGACGAGUCCGCAGUAGUGUUCAUAUUUGAAUAGGGUUGUUCAACGGUCGGAGUGAUAUCUUAUGGUAGUAUCAGCUUGUAUACGUCCGUAAAUAAUUUGCUUGUGUAUUGCAAACUUGGAUUAGUGUCUUACAUGCUGGAGUACCUGAGUGACGCAGUUAACAUUUGAAUCCUUGUGUUUAGGGGAUUGUAUCACAGUCACUGAGGCAACAGUGGCGAGUUUUACUAUAGCAGUUUCACGUGUGGCUGUUGUUCAGUAAGGGGUGCGCGGGUAUGUGUGAGUGCAGUGUUUCUACGCGUUAGUGUAGGCGACGUUUUCUCUGGACCAUGUACGCUAACGAUAGCAUAAGAGUACUCCACGCUGCGGUAAGAGCCGGCAACUUGCAACAUGUCACGGAAAUGCUGGCGAAAGGAGCAGACAUCGAAGGCAAAGACUCUUACAAGGUACGGCCGGUCCAUAUCGCUGCGGAACGAGGUCAUUUGGACGUUCUUAGGGCGCUUAUCGCGCGGGGCUGUAGUGUGAAUGCAAAGGCGUCGCACCCUGUGUUCAAGCAGCCAGAGCGGGAUGUGACGUCGCUACAUUUAGCAACAGGAAUUGCUGACCCAAACGUCGCGCUCGCUUUAAUAGCUGCUGGCGCUAAUGUUAACGCCAAAACUAGUUCAGGUACGUCUCCACUGCAGCUUGCAGCAAUACAGGGUCAUUUGUCCGUAGUGAAGGCACUAGUUUCUGCAAAUGCUAAUGUGAAUUCCGAGGACAACGUAAAAGUCACCCCAUUAUGUGCUGCUGUGUCGCAGAAUUUUGAAGACGUAGCUAAAUUUCUUGUACAAAACGGUGCCAUUGUAAAUGCGAGACAUUCAGACGGUUUGACACCUUUGCAUAUCGCAGCACAAUAUGGAUAUGUUAACAUAGCAAAACUGCUGCUCCAGAACAAGGCAGAGAUUAAUGCAAAGCACGAAGAAGGCUUCACUGCAUUGCAUUUGGCCGUAGAAAACAGACAUGGUGCAGUGAGUCAACUUUUGAUUAACAGUGGAGCAGAUGUGAAUGCGAGAGACAAAGAGGGAGGAACUCCUUUGCAUAAUGCAGCGUACAGUGGAUACCCAAUAGAAACCGUCAGACUUUUGAUUGAGAAAGGUGCUAGCGUGAAUGCGAGGGACAAGGCAGGAAGAACACCUUUGCACCUUGCUGCAGAGAGCGAUUUCACCGAGGCAGUAAGCAUCCUGAUCAGAAACAAAGCUUACGUCAAUAUCAUUGGCGAUCAAAUGACGCCGCUGCAUGGCGCAGCUUGCAAGGGUAAUCUAGACUCGAUAAAAAUUCUUAUCGCCAAUGGUGCAGUAGUUGAUAGGAGAACUCACAGGCAGAAUACACCAUUGCAUCUCGCAGCGUACUUCUGGCAUGCCGAAGUAGUUAAAUACCUUUUGGAACAAGGAGCCGAAGUUAACGCAACUGAUUGCAUAAACUGGACGCCACUUCAUUUUGCAGGUGAAGAGAGUUCUACUCAAAUCCCUUUCCGCAAUUCCAGACACACGGGCUCACAGGCACAGGACUCUAAGCUGAAUACCAUGAAAGCUCUAAUUGAAUACGGAGCUGAUGUAAAUGCGAAGGGGAGCAACUAUGACGACACACCUUUGCAUGUAGCUGUACGGAAUGGCGAUACAGCGUCUGCUAGAUGCCUCUUAGAGAAUGGUGCAUACUACGAUGCGAAGUACAAAUUUGCCAGCGGUAAUGUGACAGCUUCAGAGAUGGCUGCGACGAGAAGAAACGAAAAUGUAAAUACUUUACUGUGUGCUACCGAAAAGCUGUUUAAGGCUGUGAAAAGUGCGAAGUGUGCUGAAAUUGAGAAAUGUGUAAAAGAAGCACCAGUGAACAGCGGAAGCAUAAAGUAUGGAACACCGCUUAUGUAUGCAUGUUGGAAAGGACAUUUAGCUGUUGUUAAUGUUUUGCUUAAAAAUGGAGCCAAUAUAAACUUGAGCAACAGUAGUGGCAUUACUCCUCUUCAUUAUGCAGCAAAAUUUGGCCAUCAUGAAAUACUGUGCACCUUAUUGCAACAUGGUGCAGUAUACAAUGCAAGAACCAAAACAGGCAAAAAAACACCACUAAAUUUAGCUCAAGAAGAAGGUAAACAAGAAGUUACACACACUCUAAAACUAAUUGAGCGAUUGUUUACCAGAAUUGGCAGAAAGGAUAACACAGUGCUGAAAGAGUUAAAUGGAUUAAAGAACAACAAAUAUGCUGAAUUUCUUGCCAUCAUAAACUGCAAAAAUGCAAAUAAAGAAACUCUGACACAAAUAGCUUCAAAAAAUGGGUAUGAGGAACUCUGUAACAAGUUUUCUGACUUGUAACUGUUUACCAAUUCGUAUCUCUUAACAGUUUGACAAGAAUAGUUAAUUUUUUGAGGCUUUGCACACUGUCAAUGUAUAUUUUUAGUGUUUUAAUCAGUAAA
This is a messenger RNA of Schistocerca serialis cubense, 2638 nucleotides long. RefSeq names its product ankyrin-1-like. Gene Ontology annotation, biological process: positive regulation of transcription by RNA polymerase II. Lineage: Eukaryota; Metazoa; Arthropoda; Insecta; Orthoptera; Acrididae. The coding region runs from base 525 to 2537 and encodes 670 amino acids. Gene Ontology annotation, molecular function: protein binding; transcription cis-regulatory region binding. The transcript has a single exon. Gene Ontology annotation, cellular component: nucleus. The record is from RefSeq and is a predicted model, not a curated record.